Schistocerca piceifrons (Central American locust) is the source of this 1647-nucleotide messenger RNA. RefSeq names its product juvenile hormone esterase-like. The transcript has 10 exons. Lineage: Eukaryota; Metazoa; Arthropoda; Insecta; Orthoptera; Acrididae. The record is from RefSeq and is a predicted model, not a curated record. Bases 1 to 1647 code for a protein of 548 amino acids.
AUGAGCACUGUGGCGAUACUGCUGGUCGCUGUCCUCUCUGUGGGAGUCGCAGACUCCGCACCGCGCCCCCAGCUUCUCCAGAGUUCGCCACACGUGGCUCUGUUGCAGGGGGAGGACGUGUUCGUGACGGUGGAGACGGGUGCCCUCAGGGGCGUGGUGGCCACGUCGCUCAACGGCACCCUCUACAACAGGUUCGUCGGCAUCCCGUUCGCAACACCGCCGCUGGGAGACCUCCGCUUCAGGGCGCCGCAGCCAGCAGCCAACUGGUCUGGAACUCGGGAUGCGCUGACAUACGGCUCGGAGUGUCCUCAGGGAGGUGCUGGCUCUGAGGACUGCCUGUACGUCAACGUGUACGUACCUUUGGUGAACGACAGCUCUCCCCUGGCCGUGAUGGUCAACAUCUACGGUGGGGCAUACACGGGGGGUUCCUCUACAUAUAAGGCGCCCGACUACUUCAUGGACAAGGGUGUGCUGCUGGUCACUUUCAAUUAUCGCGUCGGCUCCAUUGGUUUCCUGAGCCUUCAGAAUGACGACAUCCCUGGCAACGCGGGCCUCAAGGACCAGGUGUUCGCGCUGCAGUGGGUGCAACGCAACAUCGCCGCCUUCGGAGGCGACCCGAGCAAGGUCACCAUCUUUGGGGAGAGCGCAGGCGGUUCCUCUACGUCGCACUUGUUCUUCUCUCCGGCAACCAAAGGUCUGUUCCGGGGAGUGGUCAUGGAGAGUGGCGAAGCGAACGCCGUCUGGGGCGUAGAGGCCAACCCCCGAGAGAAGGCAUACCGUCUGGCGGCGGCCCUCGGCUUCCAGACGCAGGACGCCAACGAUGCCUCCGUAGCGGCGUUCCUCAGAGCCGCCAGCCACUCCGACCUCACCAGAGACGACAACAGGGCCCUCUCUGAUUUCGAGAAGCGCCACCUGAGCAGACUCGCCUUCGUGCCCGUCAUUGAGCCGCAGUCGGACACCGCGGUGGUCACCGAGUCUCCAGGGGACAUCCUGAGGGACGGCCGCUACAACCAGGUCGCCGUCAUGACUGGCGUCACCUCUGCAGAUGGAGGCGUCGUUAUUCUGUCGUCGGGAAUCCUGUGGAACGACGCUUAUGCUGCAGACGUAAGAGAGAACUUCACAGAGCUGGUGGGAUCCCAGCUACAGUUGCCAACAGUGGAGGAGCAGACCGACGCGGCUGUAAAGCUCGAGAACUUCUACUUCGGAGAUGAAGGAUUCUCCAUAGACAAUACUCAAGCCGUUUACGACAUGGUUUCGGACAUGUACUUCAUACAACCAGCUGAAGCACUCGCCAGGACAGUGGCCAAUACGAGCGACCUACCAGUCUAUUUGUAUUACUUCGACUACGAUGGCUACGGUGCUACACAAUAUGGUAUGGGCCACGCAGCAGAAGCAAGUUACCUUUUCCUCCAGGAUGGGCCAGACAAGGAUCCGAAUUCUAACGACGGAAAGGUGACUGAGCUACUGACCACUCUGUGGACAAAUUUCGCUAAGUACGGCGAUCCGGCGCCAGGUGGAAGUCCAGUAACGUGGGACCCAUUCACGGCGGACACUGCGAAUUACCUGGACAUGAAGCUGGAGUUUGUCACACGGCAGGAUCUCCUCAAGGAGCGUAUGGACUUUUGGAAACAGAUCCUGCACCAGUAG